Molecule: messenger RNA, 1549 nt
Organism: Pyrus x bretschneideri (Chinese white pear)
Lineage: Eukaryota; Viridiplantae; Streptophyta; Magnoliopsida; Rosales; Rosaceae
Product: serine/threonine-protein phosphatase PP1 isozyme 4
Exons: 4
Coding region: 141-1091 (316 amino acids)
Cellular component (GO): cytoplasm; nucleus
Molecular function (GO): protein serine/threonine phosphatase activity
Source: RefSeq, a predicted model, not a curated record
AAUUCGAAAAGAAACCUCCAUAACAAAACAGCUCAGUCCAAAGGUAAAAAAGGAGCGACCUUUUUCGCAGUUGGGAUUUCUAGGGUUUCUUUCGAGGAGAAAUCUGAGCCGUUCGAGGGACGAUCUGAGAACCCAACCGAAUGGCAUCGCAGGGCCAGGGAGGGAUGGACCCUGCCGUGCUCGACGACAUAAUCAAGCGGCUCACGGAGGUCCGAUUGGCCAGGCCGGGUAAGCAGGUUCAGCUCUCGGAGGCGGAGAUCAAACAGCUCUGUGGCGCUUCCAGGGAAAUCUUUCUUCAGCAGCCCAAUUUGCUCGAGCUCGAAGCCCCAAUCAAAAUUUGCGGUGACAUUCAUGGACAAUACAGUGACCUUUUAAGGCUAUUUGAAUAUGGUGGUUUUCCUCCCAGUGCAAAUUAUCUGUUCCUAGGUGACUAUGUGGAUCGUGGCAAGCAGAGUUUAGAAACAAUAUGCCUCUUGCUUGCCUAUAAAAUUAAGUAUCCGGAGAACUUCUUUCUGCUGAGAGGAAAUCAUGAAUGUGCUUCUAUUAAUCGUAUCUAUGGAUUCUAUGACGAGUGCAAGCGACGAUUUAACGUGAGACUUUGGAAAUCCUUCACAGACAGCUUUAACUGCCUUCCUGUGGCAGCUCUUAUAGAUGACAAAAUUUUAUGCAUGCAUGGUGGUCUUUCCCCUGAUUUGACAAACUUGGAUCAGAUCAGAAACUUGACUCGUCCAACUGCUGUUCCUGAUACUGGAUUGCUUUGCGAUUUGCUAUGGUCAGAUCCUGGUAGAGAUGUUAAGGGAUGGGGAAUGAAUGACAGAGGUGUCUCGUAUACAUUCGGCGCUGAUAAGGUGGCAGAAUUCUUAACGAAACACGAUUUGGACCUUGUUUGUCGUGCUCAUCAGGUUGUGGAAGAUGGUUAUGAGUUCUUUGCGGACAGGCAACUUGUUACAAUUUUUUCAGCUCCCAACUACUGUGGUGAGUUUGACAAUGCUGGUGCAAUGAUGAGUGUAGAUGAAAACUUAAUGUGCUCUUUCCAGAUUCUUAAGCCAGCUGAGAAAAAAUCCAAGUUCAUGAUGUCAACAAAAAUGUGAUGUUGCAAUAUCACUGCUCCAGCCUUGAACUAGGCAGUUUUUCCCUUCUUUUGUGGGGCAACUUGGCGGAAAAUGAAGGUUGGCCCGCCUCAGAACUUUCCUUCAUCUCUAGUAGAAUCCAAGUACUUAAGCUGGGGAGAAGCUAUGGAAGUUGGUUGUUGGGAGAAAUACUCUGGAGUCGCCUGAGGCAGAAGCAUUUUAUAUUUCCUCGUUCCCCUUUCUCUGUAAUGCGUAUUCCGCAACGUUUGUGUACAUAUAAUUUGGUCUGUCGACGCAAUGCUGUGCUUUCCAUGGAGGCCAACAGCAAUGGCGUCAUUUCACUCCCCAAAGAAGUCUCCAGUUUUCUUAGAGUAUUAGCAAUAUAACUCAUUGAUUGAACGGUUUGUUAACGACGCUUUAAGCUUACUUUUGGUGUUAAGAAAUGGUCAAUUGCUACUGGUGGCUCUGUUUGUGUUGCA